GUCGCUAGCGAGCCUCGCGCGUUCUCAACUAUCUUACCACACAGAACACCGAUGCUCACUUUACACUAAGAGACCUCAAACCUCAGCCUCACAUUCAUCCAAAUAUCAACCGCGGUCCGCCAGCCUAGGCCGUCAGUUGUACCUCCUACCAAAGCUCAACAGUUCCAGAAUUAUCGUGAUCGAGCUACACUGCCACAGCUACGUUGUAUAAAUCAGGGAUCGACAAAAUAAGCUCAUUCAUCGGUUCCAAUACCUGCGUUGCCGUUGCCUUUUCCGCAUCUCGAUUCAUAGUUUAUUCUCCUCUCCACUCCUCCCACACACAAACGCACCUUCUGCCCACUCCCCACGCUCUUCUCUCAAUCCUUCAAUCACUCGCUGGCUCUUUGUAAGCCCUUUCUUACGGACCCCCUAGGGACAGAUCCUCGUCCCCCAGUGGCCAUGACCCAGACCUAGACUACCACCAUACUGUCGGUUCUAUUCACUCCGCGUCCCUCUCAGCUGAUCACCUCUUGCUUGCCAACCACCCGUAGUGCAACUCAUUCGCUCUCGUUCUGAAGGAGGUAUCGAAAAGGCAACUACAUCUCCGAUCCAACAAACGUUCCCGUUGUCUCCUCUAGCCGCCCAAGUUCUCGGUUCCCGAGACCAUUCAACCACCGUCCUGCAGCGCCCUCCUUACGGGCCCUGCCUUGGCCAAUAGUUCAGAGUAGACCUUGGCGCACACUGGCACACACCGCCGCAAAGCACGGCUUAGGCACGCUGCAGUGUUGGGUCUGCGUUGUUCUUUAUGAACAUGGACUCUGAUUCCCGGUCCGCGGGCCCCGAUGACCAGGGCCUCCGUCGAGCCUGUGAUCAAUGUCGCACCCGUAAAAUCCGUUGUGAUAAGAGUUCGCCAUGUUCCAACUGCCGUAUAACUCAACGCUCCUGCAGCUCAAACGGUGUUGGUCAGAAGCCGAAGGAGCAGAGACAUCGUGUGCUCAUUUCUCUUCAAUAUGAGAAAAAGAUUGAUCUCAUCGAGGAACGACUUUCGAAUAUCGAGGAGCUCCUGCGGAGUCUCAGCAACAACCCUCCUGGCGUAGGUGGUCAUUCAUGGGAUACCACUAGGGCCAGACAUACGACGCCCUCAGCCUCGACCAUCGGGGAUGCUUCUGUCCUAUCCCACGACGGUGCAGACUCGGAUUCAGCUUUCGAGGGCGACCUCUCUCUGACUGCCCACACAAUGUUUGCCAGCGACUUUAUCGAAGACGCCGUGCAGAGGACAUCGCUCCAGGACGUGGCGCCCAACAUGCAAGCUGCGCUCUCUUCCCUCCGGCAGAUCGUCGCUAUGCAGAGCAAGGCAUCUUCCAAUCGAGAUUUCCGGUUCCGUACGCAUCAGCCGCUUCCUCCAGGAGGUCUGCCUGAAUUGCCCAUGCCGCCGAUGAACGCCGUCGUUGCUUUGCUCAAGCACAUGAAAGUUUCUCCACCCAGCAUCUUCUCACUCGCAUGCUCUUUCCUCGAUGUUGAUGACCUGGCCGAGCUCUGCCGGAGAGUGUACUUCUGCACCGACAAUUUUGCUGAUACCACCUUCAUCAUAGUGAAUGGGGCGCUCUUCUACUUGUUCAUGGAACAAGCAUACCUAGCAUCGGAUGCGACUGCGCGCGAAGAGUUUGAGAGGUACCAACAUAUGUGUCAGAGCAAUCUAGAAAUGGCGCUAGCUUCCUUGCCUUUGAUGCUCCCUGCAAAGGUCGAAAGCAUAGAAGCCUUGCUCCUGGCGGCCGUUUAUGCUGUGGAUGUAUCUAAAGCAUCACUCGCGUGGCUUUUCACAUCCACUGCUGCAAGCUUGUGUCAGACGCUUGGUUACCACCGCGUAUCGCAAGUGAGGAGCGAGAGCGCCGGGCCUAGAGACAUCAAGACCCUCUUGUUCUGGCAUGUGUACAUGCUCGACAAAACAUUGUCUCUGAGAACGGGGAGAGCAUCGGUCAUCCAGGACUGGGACGUCACCUUGCCACGGCGGGUCGACAACACCAUGGUUGCGGAUCCAUGGGGUCUCAUCAUAACAACGUGGAUCAAGCAGGCUGAGAUCCAACACCGCGUUUAUGAACAAUUAUACAGUCCACUUGCUCUGGGUCAGUCGCAAGAAGAACGCAUCGAGACCGUGCGUCGCCUGGAAAAUGAACAAAAGACGAUCAUGGCCGCUGCGUCGCAUGUGCGGGAGCAGGCUCUCUUCGGCCUCAAGGCCCUCAACGCAUCGUCUAUCUUGGACAUACACCUGCGAGGCGACGAACUGACAUUUCAGUCCACAUUGACUCUCAUCUACAGAGCAUUGCCAGCGCCUGAAGGUUCGCCAACACGGUUUUCCCAGGAAUGUAUAGACACGGCGCGAUUUGCCAUGCAGCUGCACCUUGAAUGCAUGCAGAGAAUUGCUGAGGAAGGACGGCAUCUUAAAGCAGUCUAUAUUCACUGGGCAAUUCUCCUCACGCCUUUCACGCCCUUCUUCGUCCUUUUCUGUCACGUCAUUGACACUUCCAAUGCUGGCGACCUCAAGAAGCUGAAUGAGUUCGUUGCUUCACUUCGACCCGCAUGCACCAUGUCGGAGCCUGUAGAGAAGCUUCACCAGCUCUGUUCAAUGCUCUGUAACGUUGCGACUCUGUACGUGGAGAGCAAGUCCCAGCAAUCAAAUGAACGCGGCCCCAUCAACGACGAAUUCGAUGUCUAUCUGAGCGCGUUGGGAUUCCCACCCACGGAAUAUCCUGCUCAGGGCAUGGAUACUAGCGAUAUGUCGCAGCCUACCCUUCAAACUGCCCAACUAGGCAACUGGUUUUCGGGUAGCCAGUACAUGAUGGGAUUGCUUGAAGAAGACCUAUCCCAGUUCAACUAGACUGGCUGCGAAGGAACGGCCGGAAAUGAGCCAUCGCAUUCCCGCCGGGUUGAGCACAACUGACCGAUCGUGGCCUCCCUAACACGAUCUUGUCUCCGAGAGUGACUCGAGGAUGCGAGGCUAAGCAGUGGCUAGCAAUGUGAGAGCUGAGGAUUGGUUCCAGCUUUCCCCACAUGACAUUGUGAGCCCAUAUAGAAUGGAAAUAUUGUCGAAACGCCUCAUGGCCUUAAUCUGCCCCCGUGUCCGUUGAAGCUUUAGCUGGCGCUAUUGCAUAAUGUUUGUCGUACGUUUGGCUUGAGCUUUCACUCGGUGGGGUGUUGCGGGUCAUAAUGCUCGUAGUCUUCGUCGUCGGUAUCGCUCUCAAUCAGGACAUCCCGUUCGCGUGCGUUCGCAAGUCUGUCUGCCUCUAGGGCUUGGCCGACCUUUGAUCUCGGGGCGUCUAGCGCGUUUGGGGCAUCGACGGGGGCAAAUGCCGAUUUAAAACCUGACUUCUUGAAGCCGCCCUUCUUAAACCCUCCACCUGCCGUAGACUGCUGCGGCUGCUCGUUGUUGGCGAGCUUGAUGCUGACAAGGCCAUCCGCCUUGGCUUCAGCCUUCCGAGCUCGGGCGCCGGCGUUCGGAUCGCGAACCAUAGCCUUCAUGUCUUUGAGGCGUUGUUUAUGGCUGUGGUCAUAGCUACUAAGGUGCGCCUCGUAAUCGUUCAUGCGAGAGUAUCCUUUCGAACAGAGGCUACAAUAGAAUGAUUGCAGGGCUUCGCGGGCGGCUGCGGUCUGCGCCGGGGGCAGUGUUUGGUGUCGCUGGGCAAGCGCAUGUAAAAUUAGAAGUUUGGUCAAGCAGAAAGAAAACUCAGAAGUUCUCUUACCGGAGGCAUGUUUGUGGAAUUAAGAUAGCGAAGAGCUACCGGUCAGGCGCGACGGGAAUAUGUGAUGGUUGGUGGGUAUGGGAAAAUGCUAUCAGCGUAUGUUUGGAGUCCUGGCUGAGAUGCUACCAAGCUCGCAGGUUCCGAAGUCCCAGCAACUUGGACCCACAACAUUGUGCGGGGAGCCGCA
Colletotrichum scovillei is the source of this 3903-nucleotide messenger RNA. Its product is annotated as fungal specific transcription factor domain-containing protein. Gene Ontology annotation, biological process: regulation of DNA-templated transcription; DNA-templated transcription. Gene Ontology annotation, molecular function: zinc ion binding; DNA-binding transcription factor activity, RNA polymerase II-specific; DNA binding. Bases 785 to 2854 code for a protein of 689 amino acids. The transcript has 8 exons. Lineage: Eukaryota; Fungi; Ascomycota; Sordariomycetes; Glomerellales; Glomerellaceae. The record is from RefSeq and is a predicted model, not a curated record.